This is a messenger RNA of Porites lobata, 28507 nucleotides long. Lineage: Eukaryota; Metazoa; Cnidaria; Anthozoa; Scleractinia; Poritidae. The record is from the annotation of a GenBank genome assembly.
AAGAGUUUUCAAAAUGGCGGCCUAACACACUUUACCACACUUCACUGACAGACCCUCCGGUUGUUUUCCCUGAGUUUUACUACAAUGAGGUUGUUAAAACCAAGCUGGGUUUCUCAUGAAGGUUAGGUUCUCAUAGAUACAGUAAAUUAAGUUAUCCCAGUGGAACGUUUUCAGAUAUCGAUUGUGCGCUUGUUGCUCGUGUGCCUACAUAAGCCUCAGCUGACAUGUGUAAACUCUCAAGUCGAGUGCAUGAUAAAUGUAUCUCACUUUUAUUUGAAAUCUUUAUGAAAGUUACUUUAGCUUAUUGUUGUUUUUGCAUGUGAACAUGCAAAUAAUCACUGCCUCUGUAUUUUUCAGUUGUGUAGAAAUGAAACAUGAAAGUACUGGCCCCAGUUGUUCAAGAUUUGGAUAGCGCUAUCCACCGGAUAUAUCGCCAUUCAGUAGACCAGUAUCACGAAAGCCAUUGUCUUUAUCUACUGGAUAGUGAUUUAUCCAGUGGAUAGUCCUAUCCACCUUUUAAACAUCUUUGGCCAGGUGUAAAAUGAGUGAAAUAGACAGAUGUUGGUAAUACAACUGCAGAAUAGUAACCUGUCACAUCAGCUACAAAUUUCUGCAUAGUAAGUUACCUUAACUGCUUUGUGAUCUUGCAAAAACAAUAAUAUGAUAUGAUUAUAUACAAUAAUAUGGUCAAACCCUGUUAAUAAGGACACUGAGGGGGCGUCAGAAAGUUUCAGUAUAACCGAUUGUCUUUAUUAAGAGGGUUGAAUUAAAAGAAAAUGUGAGGGCUUUCUUUCUGCAGGGCCAUGGAAAACUGUCUGUAAUAAUGAGGUGUCCAUGUUAUGUGGGUGUCUGUAAAGCGGGGUUCCACUGUAAUAAUAAUGAUAAUGAUGAUUGUGCAGUUGCAUUCCCAACAUCUGUCUAUUUGAUGAUAACAAAAAUGAUAAUGAUAACAAAAAUAAUCAUAACUAUAACAAAAUUCUCAAGCCUGAUUGGCUAGCAAUUGGACAGUGCAAGAGGACAGUAUGCGUCGUGCCUAUUGAAUAGUACACGCCAUCAUGCAUGCAAGAGAACUCUUGGAUUUUUUGUGUUUUUAUUUUAAAGAGGGCUAAAAACAUCACAAAUUUUGUGGUAGUUAUGAUUAAUUGGUAACAGAACUUCAUUUCGUCCAAUUCUGUCUGUAAUCAUGCUUGUGAUUUAGCCCUGUAAAAAUGUGCCGGCAACCGGCGAUUUCGCCACCUGCAACAAAAUAUCUGCCACCUACUUUCCGGUAAAAUUCAUUGACAACAAAGAUGAGGUCUACUAGUUCAAACAGAAAGUAAAAAAAAACAGAAACCGUUUCUUGUAGUGAAUCGAGAAGGUCGCAAAUAUUCAAGGAAAUGUACACGAAAGGGAACUUGAUUUCACGCUGAGCGGCGGGAAUCACUGGGGUCAAGGAACGUCUUGAACAUAACCAGGUGAAAAUGAGCCACUUUGGUGGUCAGGAGUCAAUACUCUUGCAGUUGCUCACCAAUUUCUCAAAGCCCUCGAACACACACUCAAAAUUUCAGCCCCCCCCCCUCAACAUCUUCAUUAUCUUCAUACCCUCUUCUCUAUAUUAAAUGAAGUUUUGGCCUUAUCCAUGUUUUCUCUGUACAAAUAUUAUAAAAAAUGAGCAAAAGCAAUCCUAAACAGAAAGACUAACAAUGUUUAAAAUCAAGUCCGAGUAUGCUUUUGUCUAUUGAUUAAAGACUUUCACAACACUUCAUUUCACACACUGUAACUACACUGUCCCUUCAAAACCAAAUUAGCACUUCCACAACUACCUCAUUGCAAUGCCUAAAAUCACUUUUGCUUCACAAAGUAAUUAUUUUUUGUUACUUCAUAUUAAAUUCUACAAGAAACAAGUUUCACUGAUUAACAAACUACAGCCAUUAUCUUGCCAAUUUACGUCCAAUAUAGCUGCACGCCUUCCACUUCACACAUCUCAACCAACCGAUAGAAUAUACAAUGCUGCGGCACUACUCAUACAUCCCUAAUAAUACACAUAAAAAACAACUUUACACAUGCCCAGUACAUCAAGGCCCAAAUAUAUAUGCUUCCACAGCAUCUUGUUUCUAGUAAUAUCAUUAAUGAAAAAUAAUAAUUAUUAUUAGUAGUAAUAGAUUUAAUUUCUUGGGAAAUAUAAAUUUGCCCUUGCAAUUUCAGGUCGACCUCUGUUUGCAAUUGACAUUCAUCCUGAUGGAUCCCGCUUUGUUAUUGGUGGUCAAGGUGAAUAUUAUAUAAUUUUGCUAGAAUGUGUGUCAUGGAUACAUGUACGUGUACAGUAGAAGCUCAUGUACAUAAGCCACCUUUUUGCUCAGUUUAUGCUCAAGUAUUAGUUGUUGUGCAACAACCAGAAGAGCAAAGGGGUUCAUGAUUGAUCAGGCUAGCUGAUUCAGACACAGUCAUGUCUGCACAAUUCCAAACAAGACUAGUAACUGGAGUAGCAAUGACAGCAGUGAUUCACAAGUAUUUUAUGAUCCUCGCUGACUUCAUUAUACGGUGUGCAAAAAUCGAAAGAAUUCAUAAAUUUACUCACUUUUUUUCACUUCGUUUGCAGUCUUAUGUAGCGCUGUCAUUAAGAGGUGGGAGACAGGGAUUUUCACUGACUACUAAGAACGUGGCCCCCAGCUACUUUCAUAGGAAAAUAGAAGAAAAGUAAAACCAAAAGAAAUCCCUAGCUGUUUUAUUCCCCACCUACUUGUUUUAUUUACCCUGUAACUUGAAAUCUUAGUGAUGUCCCUGCUUAUGCUUAACUAUUAAAUACAUUUUUUCACAUUGUGCAGGAGAUGACUCGGGAAAGGUCACGAUCUGGAACAUGGCACCCGUAAAAAAUGAAGAGGAUGAAAUGAACGAGAAUGUGCCAAAAUUGUUGUGUCAGAUGGACAAUCAUUUUGGUGGGUUUGAUGCUAUUUUUUAUCUUUCAGUCGAAAUGUUUUCCUGCUCCUCAGCCAGUAUGUUCGAAAGUGAUCACAUUAUUUUAAUAAUAAUGAUGAUAAUAAAAAUGAUGAUGACAAUGAUGAUCAUGAUCAUGAUCAUGCAAUUGGUGACCAGGAAGAAAUCUAAACUCUAAACAAGAACAGGGCUGACUUGUUCACCAUUGGAGUUUAAUUACUACCUCUCUAUCCCUUUUUUUAGCCUGUGUUAACAGUGUGCGGUGGUCUUGUGGUGGUAAAUACCUUGCUACUGGAGGAGAUGACAAACUCAUCAUGAUUUGGCAAAUGGCAAGGUAUGAUGUACGUGACAAAAAAGGGGCAUGUAACAGACAUCAUGUAUUUUAUUUUUCUCAGCACAAACAAUUUUAUACAAAGCAUAAUUAAGUAAAAUUAAUUUUGAAUAUAGCUGCAGCGAUGAUUUAAACAAUGUAAUCAAUAAUAUUAUUUUUUAUUUAUGAUACUUCUUAAAAACUUCUGAAUGAUAACAAUCAUUAUUCUGAACAUUUUGACAAGUUUCUAGUUAUACCUAACAGUAUCAUGACUUACUGACACCAGUUCUACUCUGUCUAUUAUUGUAACUCUUAUUUCCAUUAAAUUUAGAAUAAUGAUUCAUGUUUACUGUGUAUUUAUCAAGUAAUGAAUGCCUGCUGGAAUUUUGAAGAAUGCUAAAAGAAUGUCUCAAGUAACUCUAGCUUUUUGAGGAAUCUCCAAACUUCACGCUGGAAUACUUUAGCGUUAUUUGAAAAUCUUCUUACACUUAGAUUUUAUAUGUGCAGCCAUGUUUUAUUUUGUUAAAUUUUGUUUCUUUUUUUUUAUGAUUAUUGACCUUUAAUACAAUGUAGAAACAUAAAAAUUAAUAAUUAAGUUUAUAAAAUUAACAUAAAAUAAAUUAUGCCGAGGAUAAUCUAGUUUCAUUUUUGUUGCUAAUAUGAACAGAUAUUCUGUUCCUUCUACAACAUUUGGUGGAAAUAGUGGCAAGUUGAAUGUGGAGCAAUGGCGAUGUGUUCACACACUCAGAGGCCACAUUGGAGGUGGGUAUAAUUAACAAUUAACGAAUGAGGCUGAGUGUCUUUUGAAGAAUUAUGGAGAUCGAGGAGGGUGUUAUGCGUCGAGGCCGUAGCCUGAGGUGGAUAACACCCUCCUCGAUCUCCAUAAUUCUUCAUAUGAUACGAAAGCCAAAUUCAAUAAUUGUUUUAUUAUUCAUUCAAAAUAAUUCCUAGUUUAAAAACAUAGCUAAAACAAUACACUGUACCUCCAUCAAUCCACCGAUGUUAAGGUCAUCUUCGAUAGUGCACAUUUAGGGUUGUUCAGCUCCGCAAAUAUUCUCCAAAUAGCAGAUGUCGCCCUUCGAGUUGUCUUCUUGCUGUUCUUGCCAUGUUUUUAGCUAUUAUUUCGCCUAGUUCUUACUCUUGAAACGAGUGAAAUGUCCGUUGUUUCCCAAACGGAAACAACUCAACCUCUUCCUCAGGUCUUUGUGGUUAAUGGUGCAUUAACCAGCAAAAAAGCUGCAUUUUUGACGUCAUUACCUCGUUAAACACAAAAUUCUUCCAAAUCUGGUCAUCUUCAACUGGUUAUGGUGAAUUCUGCGUGUGCUUUUAGCCAAUCAGAAUCGGGGAACUAUUUUGAAUGAAUAAUAAUAAAUAAUUAAUCACACAAUUCAAGUAGCACUUCAAGAAAUAAGUAGGAACCUGUAAAUCUGAAACCUGUAUUAAGUGGUCACCCUUAAGUCACCCUUAGUUUGACUGUUUAAUACGGGUCUGAUAAACCUACACGUGUACAUUGUAUAAAGAGUUAUUCAAGAAAAUGAAAAUGGUGAAAGAGUGAAUCUAUCCCACGACAAAGUGACUUCAAAGUACUUUUUCUACCUCUUCUUGUGUCAAGAGAAAGGAAGUAAAAGAUCACAAACGGUUAUGCACAGGUCUAUCUGCUGCACUAGUAUGGUUCAUCUUCAAGUUGUCAAAGUGACAGUUUAAUGUAGGCACAAAGACAAUUAUUGAAAAAUAACUUGAUGGGACAAUGGAAAAGUUGAUUGUGACUGUCAAAUUGAGCUGACUGCUUUAUACAGGUCAGUUUAACAAUAACGAAGGCAAAAUGAUUUCCAGGACUUUGGUAAGUAACCCACUUAAUAGAGGUCCGCUUAAAACAGGUUUGACUCUAUUAUUUCUUUAAAUUAUUAUUGUUACAAAUAAAAAUUAUUAUUUUAUUGUAGAUGUGUUAGACCUUGCCUGGUCACCUGAUGACAGCUUCUUGGCCUCUGGUAGUGUUGAUAACACAAUUACAAUAUGGAAUGGUCAAAGAUUUCCAGGUUUGUACUCCCUCUUGAAUAAUUCUUCACCAUGGCUUCUGUAAGCCUUCUUCAAAUCCCCCUUUAUAAGUAUAACAAUGCCACAGUACCAGCUGUAAGUGUAAAGACUAGUUCAAAGUGUUCAUAUGCACGUCUGACUAACCACAUUCUUGUUUAAUACGAAUACAUGUACAUGAAAUAAACUCUAAAAAUCAGUUGUUUUGGCUUUCAUUGCAUGGUAAAAUCCAGGAAUCUGGGGGGACCAUUACAAUGUAGUUCAAUUUCACAGUGGUCCAAACAUUUGCGGUUAAAGAGAUCUGGCACAAAUUUAUGCAUAUUCUUAUUAUGGAAUAUGAUCAACUGAUUGUACAUGUACCUUUAUAUAGUUGUAAAACAUGUUUUUUAAUAAUGCCUGUAGUACAUUGAUAAUUCCCUCUCCUUCCUCACCGUUUUUUUUUUUAUCCUCAGGAUAUCAUCUGUUUUGUGCUGUUUUGUCUUGAUGAAUAAUGUUCAGUUGUAUUCAAAUAUUUUUUCAGAUGUGGUGACUGUGUUAAAAAACCAUUGUGGAAUGGUUAAAGGAAUCACGUGGGACCCUGUUGGGAAAUAUCUGGCCUCUCAAUCAGAUGACAAAUCAUUAAGAGUGUGGCGUACAUCUGAUUGGCAGCAAGAAACUGUGGUAACGGAACCAUUCGCUGAAUGUAGUGGUACAACUCAUGUGCUGCGACUUAGCUGGUCUCCAGAUGGACACUAUGUUGUUUCCGCUCAUGCCAUGAAUAAUUCUGGCCCUGUAGCAAAAAUCCUGGAAAGGGAUGGCUGGAAGAUGAAGAUGGAUUUCGUUGGGCACAGGAAGGCUAUUACUUGUGUGGUAUGGUCAUAAGAUUAGUUUACAUGUAUAUGCAAGUCUUACUGUUAACAAUUCGUAUUUAAAUUAAUUGGGGGAGCAAGGGUUGGCACCUUGGUGAGAGCACUCAUCUCCCAGCAAUGUGGCCCAGUUUCAAAUCCUGGCAUCGACACCAUAUGUGGGUAGAAUUUGUGGUUGGUUCUCUUCUUUGCUCUGAGAGGUUUUUCUUUGGGUAGUCUGGUUUCCCCCUCUCCUCGAAAACUAACACUUCCAAAUUCUACAGUGUAUUUGAUGUGGAACGCAUGGACACAUUUCAACAAGUUUUUAAGAACUCAAGUGUUUUGUAGUUAAACAAAUCACAAAAUUACAAAAGAUUGCAACAACCAAAGACAGGGACUAAUGCAAUUUUCAGGCAUUUUCUGCAAUAUUGUGGGGAAGUGGAGUGGACGCAGUAUGACCACUACAUGUUCAAGUGAAGAAUGUUUACUGUAACUACCUGGAUCUUCAUCAAUCUGUUGUUUUCUCAGUCUGUCAUAUAUGUCCUCUUGUACUGACAUGUAAUCAGUGUUUAACCUGCCCAAGCCCUAUAUUACAAGGCAAUGAUAAUGCUAACUGUCUGUUACAUAUCGUUAACUAUUAUUAGUCCAUACAGUGAUGAGUGUAUGUGAACUAAUAGAUAAUUCAUUUUGUAGUUUAAAUUUAAAUGUGACUUGUACAUUGUACAAUAAAGACUAGAAUAGAUUUUAGAAUUACAUGUAUUUGCACUUAAUAUUCAUAAAAAUGUACUGCAAUCACAUUUUUCAAUUAACAGCGAUUCAAUCCCAAGUUGUUUGUGAAGAAAGUCGGUGAAGAUUCCUCAAAACUCAAGGUAUGUGGCAAGGAUCCGAUCUGACCUGGUACUGUAAUAUUUUAUAUGUUUUGUGUAAGAGAAGGCAUAACCUUGCACAGCAGUCACUAUGCGGGCUUCCCACUUAGACCUGUAGCCACUAUCAGGUUGUUUCCUGAAAUAAAUAACAAAGAUCUGUAAACAGGUUUAACUAUGUAAAUAAUUAUGACAUGAUGAAUAUAUGAGUUUUAUAUAAUAUUAUUUGAACUGUGGGAUAAAAAAGACAUGAAGGCAGACAAGAUCAUCACAGGUACAUAUUAAAGUUGCGUAAUUAACUGUGAUGAUAUGUUCAGUAAAUAAUUACAUGUAUGUCAGCAUUUUUGUCAAGUUUCAAGUAGAUACAUGAAUCAGAGCUAUUUGAAGUAAGAUCCUUUGCAGGCAGUAGCUUGUAAUAUUAUUGUUUUAACUUCAGUUGUUAAUGUGAAAAUCAGGAAAAAGUACAUGUGGUUGAAAUCUAUUGAAAUUAAAGCACUGAAACAGUCACCAGUGACCGAGAUGGUCUUAGUCUAGUUACUUCAUGCUACCAGUGGAUACAUGUACGUGUAGCAUUUUUACCUCCAGCCUGUACAAUGUCUGUGGUUGAUACAUGUAUGUACAUGCACAUGUACAUGUACAUGUGUAAAGGUAAUUGAACCGAGUGGAAUGCAAUUUGGUUUAAAAUCAUACGCAUGGUUUUUUGAAAUCCGAUAAGCUCACUGAGCGAGUGAGAUAAUCACUAAGUGUGGUUUCAGGCCAUUGUACUUCUACAUGAGAAAUUUUGGCAAUUUGAUUGGCUUAGAGCAGUGGUAUUUCAGCUUAAUUUGAAAUACCUACAUGUGAAAAUUACAAAACCAUUGCGGGUAGUAGUAUAAUAGUAGUAUAGCAAAUGAUAGCAUGAUUUUUACGUGAUAUUUGGCAUAAAUACUACUCGUGAUGUUUAAAAACUUGUCUCAAAUUUCACUCGCCUAACGGCUCCUGAAAUUAUGCAUAACAAUUUCGAAAUAUCACUCGUGGUAUUUAUGCCAAAUAUCACUACAAAUCAUGCUGUUACCUAUACAAAUUGCACAACACGAAGUUUAACUACCAUUUUAUUACAGCCACUUUGAAAUCUUACAAUUAAGUUGCCCAGAUACAGGACUUUAGUCACUACCAAUAUUUUGCUAAUCCAGUAGUCGUUUUUUUUUUUUUUAAGUGAAACCGCAAGCGCUUUUACAUCUCAUUUUGUAUGCGAAUCAGAAAUGAUGAAGUUUAGAACAGAAUGUGAUUUAAAUAAAAAAAGGGUGUGAUUCGUGAAUAAAUCACGUAGCUGAGAGCCAAUCAGAUCGCAAGGAUCACCAGUGAUUUCAAAACGGAUGUCAUAAGGGCCUUUAUCAUUGCCUUACGUUAUUUAUUGUCUAUAAAAUAAUAGUUACUGUUAAUUGUCCCGCAAGUAUUAUCGUUUUCAGUACAGUGUGACUUACUUUGUAUUUAUGUGUCCAGCAAUACUCCUGCUGUGCAAUUGGGAGCAGAGACAGAUCCCUUUCAGUAUGGGUGAGUUGAUAUGAUGACCACCUUGGAAUAUCUAGUUUGUUAUCCUUAUACAUAGCUGCGAGUUUUAUAAGCAACAACGUUUCUGAGCGACACACGUCAACCGUAAGUGGACUUUUUUUACAAUCUUGGGGCAUGAUUUUGACCAGAUUUCCGGGCGAAUCGUCUCUUUGAGAGAAAAGACACUUAGGAAUUUACUUUUAAUAGCGUCAGGGCAUAUUAAAAGGGAAAAGGACUUACUUUUGGUUGACAUACGUCGCCAAAAAAACUCACCAAUGUUGUCCCUCCUUGCCUAAGUCCAUUAGCGGCACUACAGCAAAAGCUACGUGUAUGUUUGUAGCUAUAUAGUCUACAAUGUUACCCGCAUAUGGAAGGUGGGUGUUAUCAGCGGACAUCCCCGAUUCACAGUUUGACAGACAGUUUGGAAGACCCUUCAUAAAAAUGAGAUAAAUAGCAGUGGUCCUAAAAUAGUCCCCUGGGGGAAGCCACAACUUAAGCUAAGAAUACCGUAAGUUUAAGAUCUGUAAUGGCGGCAGCAACCCGAACGUCCAAGAAAAAAUAAAAUAACAAAAUCAGUAGGUUUUAAUGAGCGUGGCGAUAAUUUUGCACGCGCAUCACACUAUUUGGUUCAUUUCCUUGUCGUGCCAGCACGACUACGAAGUGAAACCUCUUGAUGCGAGGAAUUAUGGCGGACGCACAAGAAGUACAAUUCUUUUUUCUCUUUCUAAACUUUGAUAUGGUCGUAGUAAUUCAAUUUCAGGAAAAUUCGGCUACAUUUGGCAAAUUGAUUAAAAAAUGGUUGGAAAAGUUAACGCGAAAUAACUUUUUAAGUAACGUUUUCACUUUCGUUGCCGUUCUGUACCGCUCAGAAGUAAGUCGACAGUCACUCGCGUCUCGAUCUUCGAUCUUCGAGACUCGAUUCUCAAUUCUCGAAACUUUCGAGGAUAGAGUCUCGCGUCUCGAGAAUCGAGUUUCAAGGUUUGCGUCUAGAAAAAUUAGGAACUUGUCGUGAGAGCGCACUCUUUUAAAAUGUACAGUUAACUUGUUUUCUAAAAAUUACCUCUGCAUGCAUUGGGUGAGACUGGUUCACUUUCGUGGAUGGAGGGGCAAGAAAAACGUAACAAAGCACUUUUGUGGGAAAGAAGAGCGUUUAUUUUUGCCCGCACUACAGGAGCCAGUAACCGGUUUACAAAAAUUCAAAUUAUGAGAGAAUCUCGUUCUGUUACAACGGGAAGUUGUUACUAACGUGUUAUUGAUUCUUGUUUUUGACAGUUAACUUCAUUGAAGAGACCGCUAGUUGUUAUGCAUGAUUUGUUCAACCACUCAAUCAUGGAUGUGUCAUGGUGGGUUCCUUAACAUUCAAUUUUAUGCUUGGUUCAAUUGAAUCAAAUAUAAAUUGAUGUUUCUCUAUUCGUUGAAGUUUUUCAACAAGCAAAAAUAGUUCUUGUACUGAGCAUAAAAAUGGAAUCAGAACGUUCUAAAUAAGGUAUUUGCGUGGUAUUUAUACCACCAAUAUCUGUAACAUCAAGUAAAUCUUUAUGCUUAGUCGUGGGAAUUUUCUAAGUGAGCCAUAUUUAACACAAAAAGAAAGCAACUACAAAUUUAAGCAAUAUUGGAGCUUAGACUAUAACGAAAGGAAAGUUGUAGGUCAAUGGCAUCUAAAACGCUUUCUUUUGUAAAAUUUGCAUAUUAUACAUUGAUGUUUUUAUAUAUAACUAAAUAACGUUGUAGGUCAAUGGCCACUAAAAUUGCAUUGAUGUUUUUCAGACAAAAACAUUCGGUUACUGCAACGCAUUUUCACGUUUAUCGUAAUGUCGGUUUUUAGUGUUGGCUGUGCGUGUUUAUCUUUUUCUGGUAACUUAUACAACAAACAAAAAUGGUUACAAAACGUACGGUAGCUACAUGUAGAGUUAGCUUAGUCCAGUUGCUCUGUUUUUCUAGUUUCUAUUUGUAGUUUUUUCCCGCUUGUUACCAAGCACGUUGUUGAUAUCGUCGAACGUUUGCACUGUACAUGUAUAAUGUUUUGUAUCAGUCGUUUUUAUUUUUAGUGUUGCAUUUCGGAAUACGCGAAAUACGCUAUGCUUGAACUCUGUUUCACGGGAUUUUCCAGUUUCCUUCCCGUUGUAACAACUAUUAAUUCCAAACUCCAAUUAGAUUAGGAAAUCCAGAACCACAAGUUUGUCUGUCAACGGAGACUGUUUAUUGCUUACUCUAAACUUAGUCGAUUUUAAUUUUUUUGUAUGUAAUUUUAACAGGAGCGAUUCAGGAUUUCAGUUGCUGGUUUGUUCGUGGGAUGGUACUGUGGCUUAUGCUGAUUUCACAGCAGAGGAACUUGGCAGACCAAUGUCUGAAGAAGAAAAGGUAUAUCAAGUAUAUAACAUUUUACAUUACGAAAUAAAAACUGCAACAUGCGUUUGUAACCCGUAAAGCAAUGCCAAAGAAAUAACUUAUAAUUAGGUUUUGUAGAUUAUGGCACAAAUAGUUGUAGGUUGGUUUCUUGAAAUGCGAUGCGUAUCUGCAUUUUGAUCAUACACACUCUCAUUUAAAGAAACUAGAAAGAAUAAUUAAGAAUAAUUACUAGUUUUCUAGGAGCUUCACAAUUAGGUCUUUAUUGUCCAAGACUUGUCAAAUGUUACAUCAUCAAUCAUUGCCAGCAGCUGGGAAUCAAUGCAACGUGGAAAUUCUUAAACAGUGAAGUAAGAAAGGAAAGAGUUGAUAUUUCAACCAGUUUUUUUUCAAAAGACUGGUCACUUUGGUCUACUUAUGGUCAUGUAGAAUAUACCCCUUAAACGGAAUUUUAACAAAGUGAAUGCGAAAGUUGAGGAUUAAGUUUUGGGUGUAAAAGGUAACGAACGACACUUGUGAAUUUGAACUUCUGCGGUGCAAGCAACGUAAAUUUUGUUUCAUAUUAAAGUUGGUGGAAUAUGAUCGUCCGGGUGAGUUUAGUCCUGAAUAGAUCUGUUGUUGACAGUGACUGACGUUUUGACAACCUGUGCAGUAGUCAUCUUCAGAGUCAAAGGUUGUUAUUACAUGUGACAACGUCAUAACUAUGGGUUCAGGUGACUUGGUCCACGAGUCUUCGUGAAAUGUUGAAAUUUAUUGUAUUCGCAGGAAAAGUUUCACAAGCAAGUUUAUGGUAUCAGCAUCAGCAGUAGCAAAUCGAACAUUGCUAUCAUUGAAAACCCGGAAAUGCUGAAGAUUCAGCAGAGACACAUCAUGAAACAACAGACACUUGCUAACACCAGCAAACCCUCCGCACCUCCCCCUCCCUUGGUAUCCUCCACAGGAACACCAACAAAACAGGAGUCAUCUGCUGUGAAUGGUGAGUUUUUAGACAAAUCUCAGAUACCUGCCUUAAAUUGUGAUUUGCUCAAAGCAAUGCAAGCGCUAUUAUUGGUGAGAAUGGGUUCACUACCUUGUGUAAUGCACUGCACGUGUCUUACAAAAGCAAUACAGUACGUUUGUGGGUUCCUCGCUUCGUUAAGUUCAUUCCCGUGUAUUAAUCCGCACUCAAGGAAAGUUUGCGUAUAGAUGUUUUGCCGAGGCCUUCAAACACUAACCUUGUUUUUAAAAAUCGUUCAUUUCGCGUCCUUGUUUGACACAAGAGACCUUACAUUAGAUUAUUUUAGAAAUAAAUGUUGGUACCAAAAGUGAUUUUUCCUGUAGUCCGCCGUUAAGGCCUGCGUGAACGAUCACUGACGCAGCCAUCGAUGAAUCCCUUUUCUACACUUUCCUUGACGAAGAACCAAAUAAACAAUUCAGUUUUGAAAAACAGAAAAAGAAACUUGACAGCAGUUGCAUUUCAUUUUGUUAUAGCAGCACAAGAACACGGUAAGUUGUUCCUGAAGUAUGACCAAAAGGUGGACGAGCAAAAAGCAAAGGCUUAGAAAUUUAUUUCCAAAAAUUUUGUCGUUAGUCGAACACAAGAAAUUUCAAUCUAGAUUUUUACUCGUGCAACUCUGUUAGUUACUCCUAAAAUAGUUAAUUUGGCGCUAAAACGAAACGUAAGGUCAUCGUCUGGCACUCCCUUCCCCACCCUACUGAGUUGAAACCCGAAAUGAGCUUCAAAGUAAUUCCUUUCGUUUACGUUUUGUUUAUAAGGAACAAGUAGUGCAAGUCCCCAAGGUACAAGUUUCUUAACCAGCCCGAUAACGAAAAGUCCAACAGAUCCUGCUGUAAGUACCUUGGAAUAUGGAAUUCUUGGAUUUGUGUUCAAGAUCUUUGCCAUUGGUUACAUUGAAUUCUAUAAUUAUGUUCUGUGUAUCCAUCAUUCUCCGUCUGUAUGUUUGUGUUCAGUUUCGUGCCUUCAUUUCUAAUCUCAUAUCCAGAUACAGUUACAGUAAUUUUGAAUGGAGGAUAUAUCAAUAAAGUUUGGGGGUCACUCCUUGUGGUGCGGUUAAGUCUCGUUUCUUCCCCAACUUUUGGCAUUGCUUGUGUCUUGCCAUCUUAUUCAUUUGCCUUAAUCUUGUCCGAUCCAGCCCGUGCGGCGCUGGGGGAGAUAAGAAAGGCUCUGCCAAUACUCUUGUCCAGUCUUUCAUGAGGCUUGUGUUUUGGUAACCUUUUGUCAGGGCUGUGUUUCCCCCCUUCUUAUUACACCAUCUUGUGUAAUUGUUUUAUUGCGCUAUUGUUGUGUUAACUGGAUGUAUCUUAAGCGGAAUAGUGACAUUAACUGGAUGUAUUUAAGCAUGUUUUCCCUGUUAGCAGUAAAGAAGACGUCUUAAUGACGAGUCUAGUAUUUUAGCUAAUGGCAUAUUCAAUAAGUCUCCAUCCCCUCCAAAAAAGUCAGGAGAGAGACUCUCGUCUCCCUCCUCGAUUUUGUUUGGUUUUGUCUUCCUAACGUUAAGUUCAAGAUUUUACACCCACUUUUAAACUGCCUCUACCGAGGGUGUGCUCUAAGAUACGGUAAAUUGCAGAAAGACGUCGCUUUGAACCUGCUUUAUUCAGUGUGUCUGGCAUAAUUAUAUUUGUUUUUUAUGCGAAAACUAAGAGGCAGCAAAAGUUAGACGCUAGGGACCACCGGGCUUUUCUAGAACACAGCCUUGUCUGCCAUUACAUUUUUCCGUCUCUCGAGAGUUAACAUUUAAUUAUUAUCUUCGUUCUUUUUUCUUAUGAAGAAUGUCCGGCAAAAACAAGUUGAAACGAGAACGAAGGAUGGCCGCCGUCGUAUCACCCCCUUGCUGGUUUCAUCAAUGGAAGUUAGGUAAGAGUGAGCAAGUUUUUUAUCGGGAUUCACCUCAAUUUAACUGGCCCCAACCAGAAAUCAAUGCAAGUCUGUUGUGUUUCCGAACAUGCUAGGGACACAGGUUACUCCGUUGACGGGGCCAGCCAGGAAAACUACCGUCUUUGACGCAAGACCUUCGAGGCCAUAAACAUUCAUGUUCGCCAAUUGGCAAUGAACCGCUAUCAGGGCUACCACUUACCCUGAAUUUAUGGAACAACAGCAAACAAUUCAAAACCAUGGUGCGAAUAACAUUUGAGCGUCAAUGGUGAAGGGAUCAGGUUGGGUUUCGAAAGCUCUGUGUUACUUGUUGUUGUGAAAUUUGUCGGUGUCGAAGAAUAUUUCUCUGUAACAUCAUGUCCCAACAGCUGAAUCUUUAUUCUUUAAAUCUUGUUUUAUUUUUUUGCUUUGUUGUUUGUUUGUUUACUUGAUUUUUGUUGUUGUUGUUGUUUUUGUUUACUUUGGGGUUUAGGAGAAUGGAAAGUAGUAAGACCAUUGGCUCACUUCUGUAGCAUUCAUCUCUCUCAGCGGUUUAUGUCAAGGGUCAUACCAAAUAAACGUGCCUGUUUCGCAUUCUUGGUAACGCUUACAUCAUCUUCAAGUUCCACGUAUCAUCAACGUCUCAAGACGCCUCGCUGUGAAUUAUAGGACUCGUCAAGAAAAUAAAAUCGGAUAUAUUUUUUUUACGUUUGUUACUUUCUUCUUUUCACAUGGUAACAGUUGUUUAUGAUUUUGAGCUUUCAUAAGUCUGCAAUAUCUAUAUAGUUGGGAAACACUAAGUAAAAAUUUCUCUCUUCGCCUCGGGCGUCGCUUCUCUUUGCGGGAGGGGAUUAUCGCGUGCUCGCUGUACUAUAUUUGGAAAAAGAAAAGGACAAUUCGGGCGGCCCGAUAUUUGUUGUUGUUGUUGUUUUUUUUUUUUCAAAGAUGGCGGAGUGCUCGGUCGAUAAUCGCCUCAGGGGAGAAAAUUAUACUCGUAGUGUAGGAAACAUCCAAGUUUCUCAGUCACUUUGGCAGGCUUUGAUUGGUUGACAUUAGAAUUUUGUUUAAAUUUUUUUAGUGAUUCACCUGUACCAUUUGGAGGGUCAUCAGCUGCUGUCUCGCCACCGGCAGGCUCCAAUCUGUGUAGUACAUCCCAGCCAUCCUCUAUUCCUACUACAUCUCAGGUAACGUACGUUUAGUUGAUUAAUAUGUUUUAUGUAUACCGUCCAUUUACCCUUUAAGGUCAUUUCGAGAACGGAGUCUUGAUGCCAUAGAAUCAGGGCAUAGUUUUUUGCCAGCUUUUAAAAUGCGAGACCGCGUUUGAGAGUAAAAUUUUUUCCCUUGAGUAUGGGGUGCGAAAUGCAUAAAUUGGCUGUUUGGUGCAACACCACCCACAAGCGAACACUCAGUCAUGGUCCCUGCAACACUGUAUUACUAACCUCACUUUAAGUAGAUACCUGUGCCAUUAGUAGAUCAUCAGCCGCUGUCUAUACACCGACAGGUUCCAGCCUGAGUAAUAUACAUCACUGACCGUUUGUUUAGAGUUGUUCCUCUGACAAGUUUUAUUUUUUGACGAGUACUCAGUGAGUACUGUUUACCUUCUUAGUUUUGACCCCAGUGACGAGCAGGAGGCAGCGUGACAGAGCGGUUAGAGCGCUGGACUUGCAAUGCAGUGCUUCCAAAUUCAAGUCCUACCCUCACCGCUAGCUGGAUUUGUUCUCGGUCGUUCAGAGUCGGGUGUUUAAUUUGAAUUUCAUCUAUCUUAUGCUAUGUUCACACUAUACUCGAUGGCUUUUGCGCCGCCUCGAAACCCUACUAGCUAGGGCUUCUGUCUCACACAAGAACGGUGAUUUCGGCGCGAUUUCUGUAACGGAGCGAAGCUGCGCCGCGCCGAUCUCGAAAGCCGGUGGAGCGUCACAUAUCAGAAGGUGUGCGUCAUACUUUGGUGCUGUGAUAACUGGCACCUAUUCGGACCCUAGUGGAAGAGAAUAAGUAGGAAAGAGGACUGAAAUUUAGUGCAUCAAACUCUCUCGGCUAACCGCGCCGGCACGAUGCUCCAUGUGUGUGAACGACUUGUGCUGCCCCGUGCCGUUCCUUUUCACACUAGGUAUACCAGAACAUGACCUUAAUUUGCUUUUAUAUUCACUUAGUGAACACUGUUUUUAGUCCCAAAUGGUCGGCUUACAGGAGGUUCGUCUGUACCGUAGAAAAGGAAGUCACCAUUCGCCUCUCGUCUCGUCCGCGACGACAAUCGCGCUACGAGAAUGGCGUAGCGCAACAAUCCGUAAAGAAGCAAUUUUUGGCAUGAAUUGUCGACGACCGGCCAGCGCGAAACCAACUAUUCUCGCGUAGGAAUAGGCAAUGCAUGCUUGCAUGCGUGCAUCACAGCUCUUGUUUGAUAUUAUGUUUGUUUAUGUGACAGACUCUAGUAGCUUUGGACAACAGAAUUGGCGAAAAUGCUACAACAGGAUUCACGAGCAAGUAAGAUUAUGCAAACUGAACACUUUGAGCUAAGUUCCCAUCCUAAGAAAAAGGCAUCUUAAAUGCAGUUAUCUUUGUUUUCCUGAUUAGUGCUAUAUUUAAAGACUUAAUUUGAAUCUUAAUUGUAGUUUUACUAGAGAGAUUAGACACAUGCGCUAAUAUUUCCCGCGAGAACGGUUGGGAUGGUCACUUGCCAUUCGGAAGGAGGCUCUUUUCAAGGAAACGACCAAAGCGAACACGGGAUUUUUUUGGGGGGGACCAUUUACUUUAUUUUGUUCUUGUCAUAUAGAUCCAAUUUUCUAUAUCACAUAUUGAUAUAUUAACUAAUCGAGGAACGAGACGACACUGGAAAGGCAGGAUAAACUGACGGCCAGCGUUAGACGUAUGCGUUAUGCCCGGUGCUUCAUCGCUAAUAUAUCGUCACACUUGCUUAUGCAUCGGAAAGGUGUUUUUGUAGCAUGCAUGUAUCGUGUCUCUCACUGCAUCGUGAUCGUUAUUAUGUUAUAUUAUUAUUGCGUUGCUCUACAUGUUGUACAUGUCAACAGUCGCCCUCUGUAUCGUUUUCGCUUUCUUUUCUGGUCUGUUGUUAGAGGCUCGGAAAAGACUCCAGAGAAAGUGGAAAUUGCUUCUGUGAAACCUGUCUCAGCCACAAUGAAACCCAUCACAGCUACAAAACCGGCUUCUGCAACAACAACAUCGGCUGCGACCACCACUGCAACAUCUAUUGCAGUGAAGAGGAAAUCAGACGCUCCAUCAACACCGCAUUCCAAACGUGCAAGGAAGGACGGAAGCACUUCGGGUUGGUAGUCUUUACGUUUCUUUGAUUUUGCCGAAUGAUUUGUCAUACAAUUCUUAAAAGAACUGCUCUUAUAACAUUGUUACCUUCUGAAAUAUCAGAUACCACCCACUGGCGGAUUACGUUUGUGUUCCGAACAUCCCUAGGUGUUAAUUAGGUUACUUGAGAUCCGACGACGGCAAAGAGAACGGCAAAACAGCAAUAGGUUUAGGUUAGCAAAACAACAACUUCGCACGUGCUUCACGCUUUUUUGUAUAUUUCUCUGCCGUCGUUGCACGACUACAGUGUGAAAAUGCCUGAUUUGACGUUGUGUGGAGGACGGAAACACAAGACAACAACUUUCUUUUACUUUUCCAGAGCUUUGCUACAGUCCUUUAGAAUUCAACUUCAAAAAAAUUUGGCAACAUUUGACGAAUUAAACGAGAUACAAUAAGCUUCAUAAAGUUUAAAGGAGCCAACAAGUCACGUUUUCGUAGCCGUCGCCUUCGACGGAUCUUAAGCUCCCUAGUUACCAUCUGUGGGCAUGUGCCAGAAAGACCCUGUGUGAUAGGGAGGGCCCCACGGCUGAAUUGCAGGGAUUACCAGUCAUGGUAGUACGUGAUCUAGAUAAAGAAGGUGGCGCGUUGUGGACGCUUCUGGAAAUCCCAGAUAUAUCCAAGCCCCCAUUUCGACUUGAUAAGGCGGGGAGUACAGCGAUCCUUCGUAUUGAAACUAGGUUCUCCUUCAACUGUAUUGGUCACUUAGCUCGUAAAAGCUUCAGCUUUUUAAUUUUAGGUGAUAUUAGCCGCAAACAGAAUGUGCACUUCUCAGAUGUGGAAGUAAAUUGAAUCUAUAACUUAAAUGAAGCUUCUGUUUUCUCUGAUCGGCCUGUGUACACACCACAUAUUUUGUAUUUAUUUUUUAUACCCCUUGCUCCUGGACUGUUGAAAACUACUUUUCCGUAAGCGCUAGCACUGCCACUUUAGGGCGUGAGAAAGUCGCAAUUCAAGGACAUCAACUCCAGGAACAGAAUCAAAAACAAAAUUGAAUUAUCCUGGUAGUUUAAAACUAAAAAUAAAAGUGCUGAACGAUAAGAGCAGUUUGCCAGAAAGAAUGUGGGUCACGUCAUCCCAAGCGGAGCCUUUUGAUAUCUUUGUGGCUUGUUCUUAGAUUUUCCUCACAAACACCAAACAAGUUUUUAAACUUUAAAAAGUCAUUUUGUUGGGUUGUUCUAGCUUUAGUAUUCACCAAUCCCUGUUAUCAUCAAUUAUUCUGUAAAUUAUUCAUUUAACUUUUGUUGCUUGUUUAGGCUCGAAAGGAUCCAGUAGCUCCAGCAGUGUGAGUUAAUUUUAUACAUUAUUUUAUUUGCUUCAAAAUAAAGUAAAUAUUGGGCAAUAUAACUGGCUUUUGGAGCCGAUAAAUUGCUUUAUCGAGUGAGCAAUUAUUAGAGACCUUUAGAUUAGACACCUUUGAUGUGACGAUUCAGCUCGUUUUCGAGCAAUGCUGCAGGACAAGUUCCACUUUUUUUGCGUGUUUUUCCGUCCCUUAAGACGAGGACGACUACAAGGACUAGAUUUUCUCAAUACUAUUUAAUGCGCGCGCGCAAACCAGCGUCAUUUUGGCGGGAAAACAUGAUAGCUGUCGUCAUUCUACCACGAGUUUUAGCGAGAACAGAGACCUUUAGAUUCAAGGACGAGAACGACUACGAGUACGAGAUUUUACUUAAAGUUUUUUCGCUGAUUCUCAAAUUAUAGACACCUCGGAAAGCUUCAUUGUACUUCUUUUUCACUAAAAAAUUAGCACUGCUAUCUUUACUGAAGGAGCUUAAGCCGGCCGCAAAAUGAUUAAUUAAAGCUCUAACACUUUAUUACUUGUUUCCGUUACCACGACAUUCUCGCUAAAACUCGUAGUAGAAUGACGACGGCUAUCAUGUUUUUACACCAAAAUGACGCCGUUUCACGUGCAAACCCUACUUAGUAUUGAGAAAAUCUCGUACUCGUAGUCGUACUCGUCUCAGAAUAUAAAGCUCUCUAAUGUCUUAGUGGCGGGAACAAGUUAUCAAAUGUCACUCAGAAGUUUUAUAAUUUUGCAAACGGGAGAGGGUUUAACCUUCUUCGAUAAAAAUAAACUAUAUCUUAAGAGUAUUCGAAGAAACUUGGAAGUUAAAUCUAGUCAUCAUCGUAGUUAUCCUCGUCCUCGAAUCUAAAGGUCUCUAUUAUAUUCGUGACUGCGCGACGCAAUCAAUGUAAUGUGACUGCUCGAUGUAAUCGUUAUGUCAGCCCACAAUUGACCUACCCAUCGUUGUAGUUCCCAUCAGCUUUCUCGGGCUGCCACCCUCGUUUCUCGCGUCUCGCGGCUUCGCCGCUCGAUGUUCGCGCGCGCGUGCACUCCCUUCACUAAAUAUGAAGAAAAUGAGAGACUGCUCGCAGUCUACAGUAGAGCAUCCAACUAGUGUCUGGAAGGUCGUGGGUCUACAGUAGAGCAUCCAACUAGUGUCUGGAAGGUCGUGGGUCUACAGUAGAGCAUCCAACUAGUGUCUGGAAGGUCGUGGGUCUACAGUAGAGCAUCCAACUAGUGUCUGGAAGGUCGUGGGUCUACAGUAGAGCAUCCAACUAGUGUCUAGAAGGUCGUGGGUCUACAGUAGAGCAUCCAACUAGUGUCUGGAAGGUCGGGGGUUCAAUUCCCAGUUCUUCUCUCCACACAUAUCAUUUCAUUUAUUGACAACUUUAUUGAUGGAAAAUCGUUUGUGUUUAAAGUCCAAACAGCGCGAAGAUAGGACAGAUCAGGAGGAAACUACUGAUGCUUCUUCGCACAUUAGACAUUCCGUUGCAAUUCCUUAUCCUGUACCACAGAAAAACCUUACAGUUCAGGUAAAUAAAAUCUCAAUAACUGUGAAACAAUGUUUCGCUGCGGUUAGAUUCAUCUUAAAAGCGGUUCCUUGAGUCGCAAUUGAGAACAAUUAAUAAAUAUAACAUUUCUCCUUAAUAUUUAUUUUUGGCCGUACUAAACGCAUUUUCCAUACUUUAUCAUAGAUCAAAGGUUCCGGCGGUGAACCCGGGUUAACCCUGGACUUAGAAAACAACCUGGCAAGCCAAGGUAAACAUUGGCGUUUUUGUACUGACUUGAUUCUAUGCCGGGCCAUCAAACGAGGUUAAGUGUUGUGCGCAGUCUAAGCAAUGCGUACUAAAACCUAUUUGUUGCACAUUUUCGAUUAUCCAAAUUUCACAGUCGAAUGUUACGUGUAUCAGUCACAGAUGUCUCCUUUACCAUGUUCUUAAGGUGAAUUUUUUUUGUGUUGGAAAGACUCGCUAGGAUAACCACAAAGCUGAAAUGAACUCGACUCCGUAAGCCUGAUAGCCGGAUCGAUUUUUUAAAAAAUUGAGCGGAGGUAUUGUGGUUGCAAUAGAGCAAUGUCAGAUGUUCCCAGUAUUGUAUGGUAAUGUUCUUAGCAGUUUUAGAAACAGAUAACCCAUCUAAAUAACCAGUGGCCAACGUCGCGAUGCCGUGAACGUUAUCUUGAGAACUUGUAAAGCUUUGGUUACCUUGAUGUAAUUUCGAGGGGUUUGAAGGUAUUUCCACGUUUAACGUAACUUCCAAGAAACGAGGAAAGAAGUUUAAUUUCUUUUGUUAGUGUUCGUUUGUUAAUUUUUUUAUUUGUAAACAAACACUACGCGUAGUCCCUCUUUCUGUCAAAAACAAGAUGAUCAAUGAACCUGUGAUUUUUGUAGGACCGAGAGUACACGUACUGAAGUGCUCUACGGCUGGAAAGCCCCUGUGGGAGUCUGUAGUUAUGAGUCCUGGAAUAGCAUUGGCCGGAAAUAGGUAGUGUAUUGAACUAUUUAAACUGUGCCUUAGUUCAUUACUUGUGGUGUUAGUUCCCUUCCUAACCCUUUUUAAUCUUUUGUAUGUUUUCCUGCCCUUUUUUACCGUUGCCUAUUUUCCUGGCCUUUAUUACCGUAAUGGGGGAAAAGCUGGGGGCUUAUAACCUGACUAAAAAAAGUGUUUCAAAACAAGCUACAUAGAGGUGCUGAACAAAAUACUUUUUGAAUUUGAUCGCUUUUUUAAGCCUCCAUCAAAACGUCGUAAAAAGUCGAAUUCAUUUCGGAAUGGUCACCUGAGCUAUUUAAAAAUUCAAAUGGGAACGAUCACUUUUCUCGCGGUGCUAAUAGUUUGGGGAUUUCACAACUACUUUGUUUUCUGUCAUCAUCUUAUUUAGACAAGUGAUCUGCGUGGCUUGUGAGAACAGAAGUAUCGAUCUCUUUUCAUCCUCUGGGCGGAAGUAAGUAGUGUUCAUAACUAUGUGCUUUCAAACGUGUGACAAGUGGUUUGCAACAGAUAGGGAGGUGAGUACCUAUUGGGUUAAAGCGCCUUCCACAUGGCGUUCGUUGGACUAAACACGCUGACGAUAGCAGCUACAUUCCGUUUUAGCUUUUUCGAUGCUCUGGACGCACUUAAGAGUAGCGAAUGGUGUUACUGACUAGGAACCAGUGGUUCAUACCGCCAUAUUACCGCACGUUCUUGAUUUUAGAAAGGGUUUGAGCGGUGCGGUGAGGUGAAUUUAUUUAACCUCGAAACGUAGACCGCUAUAAAGUUUGAGUUUAUAGGUCAUUGGGUACUUACUUUUCAUCCUCUUCAACUUACCAACACCUUUGGUUAGGUUUUGCAACAAGCAAUGCAUGGAAAACAAACCCAAGCAUUGAGAAAGGGGUAGAGUGGAUGUGUUCGAGACAGUUAUGUGAUCUCAGUUGUACUCAGUGCUUACGCAUUCCUUUGUUAGGGGGAAUUGGUAGCACUUCCUCUCUUCUGAUCAAUUUUGAAGAAGGAGAAAUCAAUACCAGAAAGCUCAGAAAAACGUUGGAGCUCCAGUUGAGAAUCGAACCCCCGACCCUUCGAGUUCUAGACUGGAUGCUCUAAUCACUGAGCUACUGGGAGCAUUAUAGAGGGCAGGGUCUUCACAUUUAAUUUAUAAAUCUAAUUAUAAUUGCUAAGCUUUGCCAGGUAAAGAACUUAAAGUUGCCUUUAUGUUUGUCAAUGUAGAAUCCUUCCGUCCAUGGUCUUGGACUCGCCAGCCUCUAUCCUACAGUGCAGCCGUCAUAAUGUCAUGCUUGUCACUUCCGCUGGAGGGGUAUAUGUUUGGUGAGUACUAAACGAGGCUCUCUUAUUGUUAAAAAGAACCUAGCAAUGAAAAUGCGUUGGAUAACUAAUUUUGAUAACGUUCUGUAAAUCCUCAAAGCAUACUUAUAUCAACGGAAACCUUUAAAUAAGUCAUCAGGUUUUGUGAAUGUCGUUAAGGACGUUAUCUGUUCCCAAGUUGCGUAUGGUCAGAAUGGCUGGCAACUUUUCUUGCGGUGUGGUGGGUUCGAAUCCAUCCGGAAGUCUGGAUUUGGCUUUUUCCCAUUCUCAUGACGUCAUGACCAUUUCGUAUGUCUCGCUUUUUAUAUAUAUUUAUUAAAUUAAUUUAUUUUUUGUUUAUUAAGGACGAACGCUAUCUUGUCACGCUCAGUCAAUCUAAAUAUGUGCACUUGUGUAAGCCGAACUUUGCUUAAUCCGCGACAGUUUACUGAAAUUAGUAUUUCUUUCGCAGGGAUACGAAACGAGUAAUCGCGGUGUUGAAGAAUGAGCCGGUCCUGCCACUUUUGUCGGGUUAGUCUGAAAAUUCAACACCGCUUAGCAUUAAUGUCAGCUGGAGCUUUUUUCUUUUCUGGUUGACCAUAAAUAGCGCUCUCGUUUAACAUUUGCUUAUUCAGUGUCUGUUCUCUUUGCAGGCCCUGAUAUCACGAUAACCCGAGCCUCGAUAUCAGACCGAGGAUUUCCUAUAAUAACUCUGUCUAAUCACGCUUCUUAUUCCUUCGACACGGCUGUCGGAGCCUGGUAAGGGAACGAACUACGUUGGCUUUUAGAAUAGACUACCUCUUUUUAUUCAGGAACGUACGAGAAGGUAGAAGGGAUCUUAAAAAGUAAAUUCGCCUUUUUUUUCAAUCUUUAUCGCCAUUAUUCCAACUCACAUUAAUACUUUGUCAAAUGUAAUUGAACUCUCCCCGAGUUAAUUUCCUAACAACCGCAUCCAAGGUCAUAAAGAGAAAGAAAAUUUCGUUGUGAUGUCGCUUGUUUACGUCCUCCUAAAACGUAAAAUUAAGCAUUUUCACAUCGCAGUCGUGCAGUGACGGCAAAGAAAUGUACAUAAAAGAGUGAUUCACGUUCAAGGUUGUUAUUUUGAAAACCUAUUGCUUUUUGACGUCCUCGCUGCCGUCGCCGUCGUCGAAUCGUAAAGUCCCCAAUGUAAAUGAAGUACACAACCGUGGCUUUGCGUUAGUUCAGUUGUUAGAGCGCGCCUCUCACAGGUAGAAUAGGAUGUGAAGGGUUCGAUUCCCGGAAACGGCCCAUUUUGUAGGAUCUUGUAAUAACUCAGGGGAAAAAGUACUGCUUUUGCGUCAGAUCUUUGCGUGGCCAGGAAUAUCUCGCUGUGUUCAAGGGUUGACGUGACAGCAUUUUUCUCAUAGCGACUUGUUCUAAAUUGUUGUUCUUAUUAAAAGUCUAAGUACUUGUGUAUGGCUGAGUCAACGGAACAGACUACAUGUAUAAAGUUUAAAAAACGUUUCUCUCUUUUGAUUUAUUGAUUUUUUUUCAGGGUUCAGCUGAUUUACUCUGAUGAUCUCUUAGCUAUCAACUCCGACCACCAAUCUGUAGCGCCGUCCCAGGAUCCCCUGCAGACCAAGGGACCUCUUGCGCAGCUUCAAGGACAAAGUUCAAGGUGUCCAGCCUUACUUUCGGCUCUGCCAGAGUUUAUUAAUAUAGUAAUCCUUCCUUCAAGAUCUCUUUUGGGAUAGACUGCGAUCGGUCUCUCUUUUGCUCGAAAAUCAGUGAAAGCGCGCGCGGCAUCGUGAGUGUGCGAGCGGCGAAACAGUGAGUUAUGCGGACUUGCAUUAUCGCGCCCGAGAGAGACUGCUCGCAGUCUACUUUUGGGAAAUGUAAGAAAGUCAUUGCUUUGGUUGAGUACUGUGCAAUUUGAACAUUUCGCAGGUUUGGGCGUCAGUCCUCAAGGCUUUUCCGCUCUAAUCCAAGCAGACAACAGUCCUCUACAGCAGUUCACAUAGAGGUAGGUUACUUGUCAGCAGCCAUGUAGUAGUAGCAAUUUUCUUUGGAGCUGCAGUCAGGUGUAUUGCGGUUUCUUACAGCGGCUACGUUCUGCGAUUUUUUAAAAGUCUGUUAUCCUUCGCCUAGGUGGAUAAUAGUCUGCUCAAUCUGCAUAAUUCUUCACAUCAUGCUCAGCCUCUUCCAAUAGUUACUUAUUAUAUAUUAAGCAGCUGCCUAGGAGUAACGGUCACAUACACACACAGACGCACCCGUGUUUGUGGUUGGCCAAACUACCCAGCUGUACGUUCCCAACACUUUUCGAAAAAUAGCGUGAGUUUUUCACGUUCCACAAAAAUCAGUGAAGAGCUGUGAGACGGAGCCUAUGGUUUUUCGCUGAAAGGCUCCUACUGAGAUAAGCUUUUCCUCUGUACUCAAAAACAAAGGGUACUUUUGCAUGGCGAGGCACAGGCGUUAAUGUUGGCUGAGAAAAAGUUAUUAAGUCGCGUUAUCAUGCCAAGACAGUGUGGUCUUUUCAUUUCUUUAUUUUGUCUCUUAUAGAACCAGCUGUCGUCUUGCGUUGCACUGGGAUCUGGAAAAGAGUAUUGCUUCUGGCUCACCACUUACGUACGAUAUCUCUCUCAAGCAGGUUAAUACGUUUUCCUUUCCGAAAAUACGUUUAUCGAAGAUAAGGUCUCCACUUCGAUGCUAUAAUAAUGGUAUGGGUACAAGAAAAAAGAGUAGAUGGGGUUUUGAUAGUCAAGAAAGUAAAGUAUUUGAAAGGUCUUUUUUUCGUUGCCAGGAAUGAGUAUCGUAAUAGAUCGCCAAGAUUUUGAUAGAAACUUUUUAAAUAUUUAUGAAGGGACGCAAGUCGAAGAGGUUAGGAUUUGCGCCAAAUGGGUUUUUAAUGGGACUUGUGGGCUGAACCAGGCUGGAGAAAACUUAACCUGGUCCAGGCUCCUGGCUAGUCGAGAUAAGCGUAAAAAAGCGACUGAAAAGAAAAGUUAAGACUCGGGCGAGAGAGAGCUUGCUCGCAGAAUAUAGCAGGAACUAAAAUGUAGUGCAGUUUUGUUUAAAGCUCUCCUGAAUCGUCUCUCUAGAAACCUUUUGGCAGUCUUGAAAUUUUACAAGUCACGCAAUGUGCAUAGCGUGAUGUGACGUCCGUGCCUUUGCUGGUUUGUCUGUCAGUGGUUCAGUUUUGUAAGAGACAUGUUAAAUUCAUGCCUUAUUUUGUCUCAUGUAGGGUUCGAAUCACGGUUACGUGAAGUUUGUGAGGAGCUUCUUGGACCACCGCACAGGUAUCGUGUUUCUCCUCAAUUAUUUUUUCUGCCUUGUACUUUGUUCCUUCCUCAUGAGAAUAAUUUCAUCGGGAUUUGUAUUGUGUUCUACGUUGAAAAUGGGAACUCCAACUAAACUCAAGCAGAAUUUUAGCUAGACUGUAAGAAGUGGAGCCAUUCAACUGUUUACUCCGUCUAAUUGCAGCACUUCAAGUCGUUCAAAAUUUGCGUUUAUUCUAGACGCUUUCUUGCAGCUGCAAGACUAUUGUUUUUUUUUUCGUGCUUUCUUCUUUGGGGACGCUGGGGGGGUGACAAGUUAAUUAUAAGAAAAACCUCCCAUGACGUAAGCAUCGCAGUAUCUCCGGAUAGAGAAGAGAAGUGUUACAUCACAAAAAUUCAAAUUUGUGAAAUUAUGGGAUUGGAUAGAAUACUCCGAAAGAACAAGAUGAAAAAGCCCCCUUUCCGAAAAUCAGCCUUUUAGUGCACUGAAAUUGGCGGGGAGAUAAUUAUAAGCACCUUUUAUGCUCAGAGGACUCCACACAAAUCCUUCUAAAUUUGGCUGGGGUCGAAACGUGACGCUCCAGGCUUAUUUUUGAAGGAUUUAUAAUAAUGGAGUCAUUGGAGCAUACAAAGCUUUGAUCUCCCCAGAAAUUUGCACUAACAGGCUGAUUUUUGGCAAGUGAGUGUUUUUCAUCGUGUUCUUUCUGGAUAUGCCAACAUAUCCCAUAAUUUCACUAUUUUUGUGACGCCGUACCUUCUCUUGUCCAUUGCUUUACAUGAUACUGGUUGAUUCAUCGUUCCAUCUGCUCAGGUGUUACUAACAUUGUAUUACUGAGGAAGGUGGCUAUAUUUCACUCACUCUACAGAUCUGUUGGACCCCAGGACAAAAGCACAAACUGGAACCCCUCCAUUCUGGUGAAUAAAAAUUUCGAAAAAUGAAAAUAAAAAUUAUCUUUCAUUGCUCUGUUGAUAAAACUGUUAAGCGAAAGUACUUACCUUGUGAUGUAUUUACAUUUUAGGGCUACCAGAAAAGGAACCUUCUUCGCGAACUUUUACCUCAUAUUGGUAAGUAUUAUUGAUGUUUUUUGAGGUUUAUUGUAUAAUUGGUUUCUUCUGAGUGUUCACUUUCAUGAGGUAUUACUUUACUAGCAGCUAAACACCAUUAUUUAUACAAAUGUUCGUUUCUAAAGUGUCCUUCGUUUUGCCAACAAACUCGUGUCUCCGGCGCGAGUUUUUAAGCGCAACCCCCUCCCCCUCCCCCCAAGCGAAAUUGCGCUCUGCCGUUGCUGGUCUCGCAUAUGAAAUUUUAGAAUUUGUUCAUGCUUUAUGUGUGUAUAUCGAGUUAUGGAUGCACGCGGGAAGUUUGGAGAGCACGAAAGAUGCGUAAGAGUUGCUCAAGGCGGAGCAACUCUCCCGACCCAACUGACUCCUCCCGGGUCUCCGUGGAUGACGAGUCUAUGCCAAAUUGUCGUUGUUGAUUUUAGUUCUUUUUUUAUUUGAAAAUAUCCCGAGGCAAACUUUUAAACGAAUUCUAGCUACUGCCCAACCUGGCGGCUUUUGUUUGAGACUAGCGAGCAGCAGACCUAUUUCACUCAGAUGGGCUCGCCAGAUCUUACUAGGACAUUUUUGCCUUGCUUUCAUGCGGCUUAAAAGCUCUGUUGACAAUUACCUCGCGGGCUCAAAAAAGUGCUCUCUUUUCGCAAGCCUUCGCAACCUUUGCAAAUUCUUUGGCCUGUUUUCUCAGUACUUGAUAACAUGCAUUCUGUGAUUUCAUGGGCAGUCUGUGCAUGUUCUCAAGCGUGAGAAAUCGAGAAAAGGGCUUGUCGGUGCAAAAUCUUGGCGUCGAAUAGCAUCUUGACGUCUCAGUGCCAUCAUGGUGAGCAUUUUUCGUACCGUUCCUCAUGUCAGCGAAAACGUAUCUUAUACCAUCAAAUGUCGAAUAAUAUGCGAGUGCAGAAUGAUAUUCAGACACCCGACACUAGACCCAGCCGUACCGAAUGUGACUUACAUUUUAUUUGAACUUCUCAAAGUCAGCGCGCGCAUGUAACGUUACGUCGUUGUUUUGACGUUACAUUGCGCUUAAGCAUCUGCUCGCAGCACUUAACUUUCCUUUAAGAAAAACUAGACUAUAGACGCUAUAGUAAGUCGUAGCCUUUUAAUUUGAAUCCACUUUCUGUGGAGAGAUUUACAUGUGAUUUGUUAUCAUAUCGUUUCAGGGACAAACAUACGUCUACAGAGGCUUUUUACAGAGUUUAGAGAGCAGCUAGAUGCGCUAAAUGUGCGGUAACAUAUUUUUUGGAGAGACGGUGAGGCGUUACUCAGAAAUAGAUUGUACUGACUAUAAUAUGUCUUGACCUUUGGUGUAUGCCGUAACUAAUGGUGUAUUGCGUGACUCAUUGAGUACAUGCUCAGCGUGACCUAUAUUUUACCUGCGGAGAGUGCUGGUGCAACCUAUUAUGUACAUCUCAAGUUAUGGUGUAAAACGUUAGACGCGGUAAUGCAUUCUUGGUCGAAGCAGAUCGUGAAACACUUUUUAGAGACAUAGCCUACUACAAGAAAGUUGCUGUUUGGCGUGGCCAAUAAUGUGAUAGAGUAUUGCGUGACCUAUCGCUCACAACUCCCACGUGACCGUUAUUGUACCUGCGGUGUACACCGGAGCUACCUCUGAUGCAUAACCUGAAUGUAACGGGACACGCAAGACCUGCUGUAUGGAGACAGCCACGGAUUUGAACCAAAAUUGUACGCAUGCGUUAGGCCAGUUGGUUUGUUAUUUGGUGUCGUGCUAUAUUAAGCCGAGUGGUGCUGUAAGGCUCGUGUGCAGAAGAGAUAGGAAGUUACUCGUAAAAAAGUAACGCUGUUGGCCUUUAUGCAUUAUUGCAACCAUGGUUGAAUGCCUAGUGACUUUUUCCGGCACUCUGUAGUGAAAAUCUUACAAGAAACCAUUCCGGUCUACCAAUGGCUGAUAUAAAAUGCGAGAAUGAUAUAAAGGUAUCGUGAGACUUGUUCUUAAGCAUAUUACUUGUGCCCACAAGUGGUGAAAAGCCUACAAAAACUCAGCGUAGUAAAUGUUUCUCGUCACUGUUAAGGGUGUCAAACUUUGUAAGCCUGAAAGGCUACUUUAACCGAACUUUGUUUAAGAAAUGUACAUACACGCGGAAAACAUCGUGUUCGAGACUAAGAUUUAGAAGAUCUGUCUGCUUUAGUCGCAACUUUAUUUAGACAAAAUAAAAGUGGC